This is a messenger RNA of Mytilus californianus (California mussel), 2045 nucleotides long. RefSeq names its product PDF receptor-like. The transcript is spliced from 2 exons. Gene Ontology annotation, cellular component: plasma membrane. Gene Ontology annotation, molecular function: G protein-coupled peptide receptor activity. The record is from RefSeq and is a predicted model, not a curated record. Gene Ontology annotation, biological process: cell surface receptor signaling pathway; adenylate cyclase-modulating G protein-coupled receptor signaling pathway. Bases 199 to 1383 code for a protein of 394 amino acids. Lineage: Eukaryota; Metazoa; Mollusca; Bivalvia; Mytilida; Mytilidae.
CAAAAUGUCGUGAUGAAAUCACUCACAAAGGUACAAUUUACACCAAGGAAAACAUUAAUGUGAAUAUGAAAUAUAAUAAUAGUAUAUCCUCGUUCUGGAUAAAUUGAGUGGACACAUCUCAUUAGGAUUAUUUCUUUGUGGGCUGGCCGUUUAUUGCUAUAAAAAUCAACUUGAAAAAAGAUAAGCAGAUAACUUAAAAUGGAAAAUUUGACACAUAUAUUGAUUCACGAUACAGUUGACUGCACUUCUGUUAUGUCUCCAGAGUCCAAUCAUAACGAUGCAAGCCAGUAUUUCUGUGACCCAGUCCAUGAUGGAUUGUUGUGCUGGCCUGCAACGCCUCCUGGAAGAAAAAUAGCACAACCCUGUCCUCCAUUACAAGGAUUUAAUGACAAAAUGUUUGUGUUUCGGAAAUGCAGUCUGGUUGGAUUAUGGGAAAAUUUUAAUAAUAGUUUAGUGGUUGAAAAAACAAAUUACGAAUCCUGCAUUCUGACUGAAAAGCCUAUAUUACAGGAAUAUGGUAAAGAUUAUAUAAACGAUCUGCAGAAUGUGAUUCGAAAAUCAAGUAUACUUGGAAUAAGUUUCAUUCUUCUUUCUGUAAUAGCGUUGUGUAUAUCUUUUUGGCUUUAUAAAUGUAAGCUUCCAAAAUAUAUCAAUGCUAUCUUGAGGGUAAAAAUUCACAAACAUUUAUUCGCAGCCGUGAUAUUGGAGUUAAUCAUCAAACUUAUUUUCCAAAUAUCAAUAUUUUUGACAAUUAGCCGUUCGUUUUUAGCCACAGUCCAGAAACCUGUUGUAUGUGAGAUUUUGACAGCUUUUCACCAAUAUGCAGACAUAUCGAUUCUGAUGUGGAUUGUUAUAGAUUUGCACUUUAUUUAUAUGACGGCAAAAUCAGGAUUCCUGUGUAUUUCCGGUUAUAAAGCUUACGUUAUCGCAGGUUGGGGUUUGCCUGUUUUACCAACCUUAUUAUGGGCAAUAACAUUAAUAUUGAAUCACAAGGUCACGUGCUGGAAUGGUCAUAUGCAUCUGGCCUCUAUUUGGAUUGUACACGUUCCAAAGAUUCUUUGUUUUGUGUCUAUGAUAGUUUUAAUCAGUUUAUCAUCGUGGCGACACCAUCAAAGAGUUUCUAAACGUUUAAUACAAGAAUCGAAAAUCAUAAAUAAUCUAACAACAACUGGAAUAUUACUUUCCUUGAUGCUACUGACUUUUUUGGUUGUUAUCAUACCUACAUAUCUUAGACUCAACAAUUUGAAAUCAAAGACUAUAGUUCAAUACCUUGCGACAAUAUUUACAUCAUCAAAGGGUAUAUUUGUUGCUAUUUUGUGUAACUAUUCGAAUAUAAAAGACUUUGUAAAAUCAGAACCGGCAAAUAGUGAUAUCGAAAUUUAAUCAAACCUUGUAAGUCAGAAUGAACAAGAUACGUGUUUCCAAAAUAUGUCGUACGCCUGACAACAAAACAUAAGUAGUCAAACGCGUCUGGCGUACACACUUGUAAUCCUGGCAUCUAUAAUGUGUUUUUAUAAACACACAACAUCAUUAAAACCAAGAAGAGUCUAAAUAUACCAUCCUAAAUUGUAGAACAUUAACUCUGUCUCCUGACGGAAAUACCGCCUUUACAUAUAAAUCAAUUGCAAAAUGGUUUAUGUAAAUCAUUUAUGUGUCACAGCAAUAGUCGUUUUAAGGUGGGCGAUCGACAGCCCAUUGACAGCUGCACGGACCAAGUGUUACAUGCAGUGAACCAGGGUAAAGAUGGGUUAAGGUUGCCUUCUUGUUGUUGAAAAACCAAUAUGCACAUCUGGAAUGUUGAUUUAACAGAUAGGACAAUACUCCAAGAGCGCAGAAAUAUUUAACAGAAUGUAUUGAUAAAUCUUUGUGUUAAAUUAAAGGAUAGUCCAUAUCUUAUGUCAAGGUAUAAUUUGACUUCGAAAACCCGUUUUAAAUAAAUUAAGAAUGUCAUUGUGUCUAAAUUUAACCUGUUUCAUUUUUUUUUAACAGAAAAUUGUUUUUGUGGUUCUAUUUUGAUUUGUUUAACACUAUUUGUUGUUUUUUAA